UGCCCGUCCCGGCCGGCGGGAGGGCGUGAGCUGCUGCCCGGAGUCGGCUCCCAGAAAGAUGGCUGCAGCCGAGGGGAAGGUCACCCGGGCCGCGGUGUGGACGCCCGUGGCUAUGAUGGCUUCUACUGCUGAUAACAAGAUCUGUAAGAACCAGGAUGGGCUUUUGGAGAUAAAGAUGGAGGAAAAAUGUAAGUAUACCACCAGAGAAGAUUGGAGCCUAGAAAGGAAGACGUAUAACAGAGAGGUCUUCCGAAAAUACUUCAGACAGUUUUGCUACCGGGAAACAUCUGGACCCCGGGAGGCUUUGAGCCGACUUCGGGAACUUUGCUGUCAGUGGCUGCGGCCAGACUUGAACAGCAAGGAGCAGAUCCUGGAGCUGCUGGUGCUGGAGCAGUUCCUGACCAUCCUGCCAGGGGAGCUGCAGGCCUGGGUGCAGGAGCAGAAUCCCGAGAGUGUGGAGGAGGUAGUGACUGUCCUGGAGGAUCUCGAGAGAGAGUUGGACGAACUAGGAUACCGGGCCCCAGUCCAAACUGAAGAACAGGAAGUGGCCUUGCAGAAGACGAAGCCUCUAGGAACAGAGCAAGAGCCCAGUGCAUCCCUUCAGUUUGCAAAAGCCAAGCUGAAGUAUGAACCUGCAGAAAGUGACGUCCAAGAGGAACAAGUUUCAGGUGUGGAGACUGCAAAUGAGUCCGGGACUGUAACUCUACAGCAAGACCUUUGUGAAGGAGUGGAAGCAGAACAGGUGACUGCUGGCAAAUUAGCAAAGGAUGCACUCCAGUGUGAGGAAACUCAGGGCCCUGGAAAAGAGCCUUCUGGUGCUUCCAGUGAGGACAGCCAGCCUCUGCGGAAUGAAAAUGCGGUAAAUUUGGGUGACAACUCCAGCCACACCGAGCACCAAAACAUCUGCCCAGGGCGAAAGUUGCAUGGAUGUGAUGAGUGUGGAAAGACUUUUCGCCAGCACUCACGCCUCAUAGAACAUAAGCGGAUUCACACUGGAGACAGGCCCUACAAAUGUGAGGAAUGUGGGAAAACUUUCCGAUGGAGGACUGUCCUCAUUCGACACAAGGUGGUCCACACCGGAGAGAAACCAUAUAAGUGUAAUGAAUGCGGCAGGGCCUUUGGCCAGUGGUCAGCCCUUAAUCAACAUCAGAGACUUCACUCGGGAGAAAAGCACUACCGCUGUAAUGAAUGUGGCAAAGCCUUUUGCCAGAAGGCAGGCCUCUUUCACCAUCUCAAGAGCCACAGAAGAAACAGGCCUUACCAGUGUCUUAAGUGUAAUAAAAGCUUUAAUCGCCGCUCCACGCUUACUCAGCACCAAGGAGUUCACACUGGUGCCAAACCCUACGAAUGCAGACAGUGCGGGAAAGCAUUUGUUUAUAACUCAUCCCUCGUUGCCCAUCAGGAAACACACCACAAGGAGAAAUCCUUCGCUCAAAGUGGACCUGCUCAGCACCAGGAGCACCACGCCAGGGAAAAGCCAUACAAGUGCAAUGUGUGUGGAGAAGUCUUUGUUCAAAAGACGAGUCUUACAGAGCAUGAGCAAACUCAUACUGGAGAGAGACCCUAUACAUCUGCCGAGUGUGGGAAGGCCUUUACCCAGUGGUCAGUUCUCACGGAACAUCAGGGAAUCCACACUGGGGAGAGGCCCCACCAAUGUGAUGACUGUGGCAAGACCUUCAGACAGCAGCCAGAUCUUAGCAAGCACCAGAGAAUUCAUAGUAGAAGUGGGCCCUAUAAGUGUAAUGAGUGUGGGGAAUUGUUCAGACAGAACUCGACUCUUAUUCGUCAUCAGACUGCUCACAAAGGAGCAAGAAUCUCUGUGGUAACUAUAGGGAAGGCAUCUCACAGUGUAGGCUGAUGAGAAAUAAUGUAUUUGUAAUGCUUUAUGGCAAAACUUCAGUUGGUGCUGUAAGAAGACCAUAAAUAUUUGAUGAGCGCU
This is a messenger RNA of Psammomys obesus (fat sand rat), 1939 nucleotides long. It is a transcript of the gene Zscan12, whose product is annotated as zinc finger and SCAN domain containing 12. Bases 59 to 1858 code for a protein of 599 amino acids. The transcript is spliced from 4 exons. The record is from RefSeq and is a predicted model, not a curated record. Lineage: Eukaryota; Metazoa; Chordata; Mammalia; Rodentia; Muridae.